Messenger RNA from Drosophila busckii, 1909 nucleotides. Its product is annotated as protein timeless homolog. Lineage: Eukaryota; Metazoa; Arthropoda; Insecta; Diptera; Drosophilidae. Gene Ontology annotation, cellular component: replication fork protection complex. The transcript has 10 exons. Gene Ontology annotation, molecular function: DNA binding. The coding region runs from base 44 to 1903 and encodes 619 amino acids. The record is from RefSeq and is a predicted model, not a curated record. Gene Ontology annotation, biological process: DNA repair; replication fork arrest; DNA replication checkpoint signaling.
UUUCAAUUUGUGAAAUUAAAUUAGAUAAAUAAGAUUGUGCACAAUGUCUGUACUAUUGGCAGAUAUUGAUGCUACUUGUGCUGCGCUAGGCGUGAGUGAUGGACAGAAAUAUCAAGCUGAUCCAUAUGCUGCUGAGGGCUUAAAGCAUUUGAUAUGGAUACUGCGUCGCGAUUUGGAUAAUCAUGAGUAUCGUCGUCAUCUGGGACGUGCCAAAGUGCUGCAAACAGAUUUGGUCUACAUGCUGCCCGACUAUCUGUCAGACGAAGAGCUGUCCGAUUUGCUUAUACGUCUGCUGGUUAUAUUGACCAAUCCCACAUUGUUGCUCUACCGCGAUGGACCGCCAAAUGAUAAUCAUGGACGCAAGGUGUUCCUGGAGCUGAUUGACAUACUGCAGGGCUACAAAGCGGCAUUUACACGCGAUAAAAUUUGGACAGCGCUCUUCGAGAAGCUCAAAAAGGCAUUAGAGAUAGCAUUUGCCAUACGCAGCGAGGAGCAGAAUCUGUUAAUAGAGCGUGUUCUGGUGCUGGUGCGCAAUGUGCUGCAAGUUCCAGCCAAUCCGGAGGCAGAAUGUCGUGCCGAUAACGAUGCCAGUCUGCAUGAUCAGGUUAUCUGGGCGCUGCAUCAAACUGGCAUGCUGGACCUGGUGCUGUUCAUUGUCUCCUCGCCGGAUGAGGAGCAGUUUCAUUUGCAUGCACUUGAAAUUAUUUGUUUGCUAUAUCGCGAGCAGACCUCUGAAUCUCUGGCGGAUGCUUCGCUCAAGCGCAGUCUGAGCGAAAAGCAGCGCGAUCAGCAGGAGCUGCUGGCAGCACGUCGACGUGAGCAGGCGCGACGUCAAGCGCGUCCGCCCACUGGGCGACACUCGCGCUUUGGCGGCACCUACGUCAUACGCAAUAUGAAAUCCGUGUCCGAUCGCGAUGUCAUUUGCCAUCAGCCGCUGCAGCGUGUCUCGGCCAUAGAUUUCGAUCGUCAGAAGCAGUCGCAGAAGCGUUCGCAUCGUCACAUUAAGGAGGAGGCGCAGGUGACGCGACGCAGCGCUUUUACCGUUAGAUUGUGCCUGCGCGAAUAUUGCAUUGAGGUGCUGCGCUCAGCUUACAACACGCUGGUGCGGCAGGUGCGACGUGUGCUGGAGCGCAAUGCCGGCUCGUCGAGUCACGAUGACUCGUAUCUAUUGUGGGCCAUACGAUUUUUCAUGGAGUUCAAUCGCUUGAGUGGUCUACAACUGCAGCUAGUGAGCGAAUCGCUGAGUGUGCAGUGCUUCCAUUGGGUGCUGACGCGCAUGCAACACGACAUGGACAUGAUGCAGUGCGACAAGAAGCAGGCGCGUCUCUGGGCCAAGCGACUGCAUGUGGCUCUAUUGACAUUCCGUGAAUUGCUGCAAAGUCUGCUGGCACUGCAGCAGCUAAAGGAGGAUGACAACGCGCGUGGACUCUUUGAUAUGUUACUCAACAAUGUCUGCUAUGUCCUGGAGUAUCGGGAGACAAUACUGCAUUUGUUAAUGAACUACAAUGAGGCGCAUAGCACCAAAGUUUAUUUGCGCGACGUUGUGGAGACAGCCAAUGUUUUUAUCAAAAUGAUGGAGCGCUUCUGUCAGGACUCGGUCGUUGUGCAGGACAAGCGACGCAUCAUCAAGAAGAAGAAGCAGCCAAAGUCUGCCAAGUCCAAGUUAACAGCACAGCCAACGGAGGAGGAGCUCUCCAGCAAAUGGGCCGGCAUGGCCGCCGAGGUGAGCGUGUUGCUUGAGGGCGAGCUGCCGCUGCGGGAGGAUAAACGGCCGCUGCCGUUCGAUGCGGCCGCAGAGAAGUCCAUCGAUGAUCAACGUGAGGAUUGCAUGAUGCGUAUAAAUAAAUUGCUGCGCAACGGAAAACUGGAGCAGGCCAUAGCGCUGCUGCGAGCUGCCAGGUGAGUUGGG